UGCUCCUCCCCAUGGGCUGAGCCAGCACUGGACAAUAUAAUAAUAGUGUCAAGAUCAGUUGAGUACAGAGGCGGUAGGCAAUCCUAAACGCACGCUACUUGCCAGGGAAAAGCCUGCUUAUGUGGCGUUCAGAAUAGCUGGGGAGAUAAGGGCAUGCUCGGGUCAUCAAAGAAAAGGACUAUUUGACAAUCAAAUUGCAAAUUACUAUUCUUACUGCUUGUAAGAUUUUUUUUUGUGACUUCUUGUUUCUUGUGGCUUCUAAAAACAAGCAUAUCCUUUUUGCUUGUGUUUUUUCUUCUCUAUUGUCACUAGUAAUGUGAAACUCUCUUCACUGGAGAGGAUAUAACAGAAAAUCCUAGUUUUUAUCUUUGGGCUUCAGUUAGUCAAGGUCUUGCUGUCUAUUUAAAUGCUAGUGUUGAAAAAACUACUUUCUGAAGGCUGUAUAUUUUUUUUUAAGUAUAUUUUCUGAAUGUACUUUAUAUAAGGGAAUUUUUUGUAAAGCCUCACAACGUUUUAUUGGGACUGGUUGAAAUAUUUAGCUGAGGGGAAAAGAAAAACCUUCAGGGAAAAAUGUUUUCUUUUGAAGUAGCAGUUUCUUAGGAAGUGAGAAAUGCCUCAGCCUUUUUUUGGAACUGUUGCAUUUGCCUGACUUCAGGAAAAAAAAUGAAGAUCUUAAAGCAUGUUAUGAAUAAUUUUUCAUUUAGAACUACGUGGAACUGGCACAUUCAGGAUCCAGCAAGCCAGCGGUUGACAUGGAACAAACCUCCCAAGAGUGUCCUUGUUAUUAAAAAGAUACGUGAUGCCAGUCUGCUGCAGCCUUUUAAAGAGCUCUGUGUGUAUCUUACUGAGGUGAACAAUAUGAUAGUGUACGUAGAAAAAAAAGUUUUGGAAGACCCUGCUAUAGCUAAUGAUGAUAAUUUUGGACCAGUGAAGAAGAAAUUUUGUACCUUUAGAGAAGAUUACGAUGAUAUCUCCAAUCAGAUAGACUUUAUCAUAUGCCUAGGAGGAGAUGGGACCUUACUUUAUGCUUCUUCACUUUUCCAGGGUAGUGUACCUCCAGUUAUGGCUUUUCAUCUGGGAUCCCUUGGAUUUCUUACUCCAUUUAAUUUUGAGAAUUUUCAGUCCCAAGUCACUCAGGUUAUAGAAGGCAAUGCAGCACUUGUUCUGCGAAGCAGGCUGAAAGUGAAAGUAGUAAAAGAGCACAGAGAGAAGAUGACAGUACAAAAUGGUAUAGAAGAAAAUGGAGUGGUGCCUACGAAUAUAGAGAAAGAAGUGGGCAAGCAAAUUAUGCAGUAUCAGGUCCUAAAUGAAGUUGUUGUGGAUCGUGGUCCUUCUUCUUACCUUUCCAAUGUAGACGUCUUUCUAGAUGGACACCUGAUAACAACAGUGCAAGGAGAUGGAGUCAUCGUUUCCACACCAACUGGUAGUACUGCGUAUGCAGCUGCUGCAGGAGCUUCUAUGAUUCAUCCGAAUGUUCCUGCAAUAAUGAUCACCCCAAUCUGCCCUCACUCAUUGUCUUUCAGACCUAUUGUUGUUCCUGCUGGAGUGGAACUCAAGAUAAUGCUCUCCCCGGAUGCCAGGAAUACAGCAUGGGUUUCAUUUGAUGGAAGGAAGAGACAGGAAAUAUGCCAUGGAGACAGUAUUAGCAUCACUACCUCUUGCUAUCCCCUUCCUUCGAUCUGUUUCCGAGAUCCUGUGAGCGACUGGUUUGAAAGCUUGGCUGAAUGUUUACACUGGAAUGUUCGGAAGAAGCAGAAUAACUUUGUUGAAGAAGAAUUUUGAGAGUCUACAUCUAAUGACCCAUGGGAAUGGAAAGUGGCAGUAUCCCUUUUAUAUGCUUUUAAAGUUUUUGCUAAUGUGUGUGGUCACCAUCUCAGACACAUAUAUAGCGAUAUACUUUAUAUCCGUCUGAUCUGCUGAUGGCUGGAAAUACUGUGCUACUUCCUGUCCAGCAGGAAGAGAAAUGGAAGAAGUGAGGUUCUGAUUGUUGUAAUCCAGUUUGAUGAAUUUCCUUUAAAUGAGCAGUCUGAAAAUGGGUUAUUUCAGAUUGGUAUUGACAACCACGUCUGUAGGUUUGAUUGUAACACAACUUACCAAUAAUGUGGUAGGCUGCAUGUAGAUACGUAAUAGAAAAGUGGCAGUAGAAAAGAGGCAUGAAAAUAGUCUGUUCAAUUUGUUAUAUAUGUAAUUCCAUUUGUUAAGACUUCUAUGCAUAUAAAAGCUCUAAAAAAAUUACUUUAAAAAAAUAAAGCACUUCUUUUUUUAGCUUAAAUACACCUCCCCCAGAACACCUCCCUAUCAAGACAGCUUAAAAUACUUUCUUCUUACUUGCAAAUGUGACAAAACCUGUAAAGGAACACAGCUGUUUUUAUGAAUAGAUGAAAAUAGUGUUAAAAAGUAUACAUAUAUAUCUCCAUAAGAUAUAUAGCGCUCAUGAAAAAUGUUUUUUUGUGAAUAGAUGGAAUUAGUGAAAACUAAAUAACACACGCACACACAGUGCCCAUUUGUUUGAACAGUGUUUGACCCUUGGCUGUCAUCACUGUGUAAAUAUCCUCCGCUGGCAUGGACGAGCAUUUGCUUGUGCUGGGUCGGUUAUUUCAGUGAUCUUCAUUUUCGCAGCUGAGCUAGUUUGUAGCUCUGCAGUUCCUCUUGGUGAGAAUCAUCAAUGUUGAUUUUAUUUUUGUUGAUUCUCUAGAACAAAUGGUAGCGUUAGGGACAAUAUAGUAAAAAAAAAAUAAAAUCUCCAGGUAUUCAGGAAGAAUCUGGACUUCACUUACUACUAUAUUGCAUAGUGCUACCAUUAUCUUGAAGACAAUAAAUAGUGUCCUGAAUGCCCUUAACUUCCACAGAUAUCUUCCAGCUCUGGGUGCUGAGUAGUACCGAAAGGGAUACUGCAUUGGUAGGCUGGUAAAGGAGAGGACACAUUCCCAUUAGAGUAGCAAUGGUGCCUUCAGCACAUUCAAGAUAUUCUAAGUCUCAUGUACUUUUUUUAAGAUGCUUUCAAAUGUUUCUAACUUCUCUGUACAUAUUUUAUUGUAUGUGCUUUUAUGAAAAAAAAAAUAGUUUGGGAAAAAGAAAGGGGUUUGUACUGUACUUUAACUGAAAAAAUCAAGCCCAAGAAUAAUGUUUACAUUUAUGUUCUCUGUGGUGCAGUCUCAUGGUCAUACUACCCAAACUUCAGCAUUUUCAGUGUUGCUGUGUUGGCCAUUGAAGGAGUGGACAUUAUCAGUUAAAUUUAAGCCUAUGACAUAAAAUUGCGGAGGAGAUAAUUUCUUACUGAAGAAGGUGGGAUUUCCUCGAAAGUGGAGUGAGAAGCUGUAAACUUUUCAUGAUUGUCUUAUGUUGUUUAUGUGGUCCAAAGUGGUAACAGGAGAUGUAUUAAUUUCUGAACUCUGCCUAACGUGCUGUGCUCUAAUGGUUUAAAUAAUGUCUCUUCCAUUUUGGAUGCUGCCCUAGUCUGUCUAAUUUUAUUAAAUCAAGAUGAGAGCACUUUUCCAUAAAAGAGGAGCAAACUCUUAGUUAAUGAUUAAAAAAAGUCACAAUGAAAUGGUGUUAAUAUAAAUAUUCAUUUUGUAAAUUUUGUAGAAUAGAAUAUUGGUUUACUUUUGGUCUAAACAGAAAAAUUUUGUGAUAUCUUGAGAAUGUCAAGAUAGCUUUUGAGAUUUAUCUUUCACUUGAAUCUGCAUUAAUUUAUCACUGUUUUGAAGCUGCUUACGGGUUUUCUAAGAUGGGGUAUUCAGUUAUUAAAUAGCUGUGUACUUUCUGAGCUAUGAAAAAAGCAUCAAACUUCUUGCUUUGAAACUAUUCUUUUAUUUAAACAUGCAAUAAUUGAGAAGAGGAACAGGGUAUAGUGGCUAAAUAAAUAUAUUGUUUAGUGAAAAAUAAGCAGAAUACCAGGCACACUAGGAAGUGGAAAUCAUUUUAUGGAGGUGAGGUGAAAUUAAUGAGCCUUAUCUAUCUAGUAUUUUUGUAAGGAUAAAACUAUAUUCAGCACUUUUUAUUUAUGCUUUUAUAGUAGUAAAACUAUCAUUUAAUAAAUUGUAGAACUUUAAUUUGCAGAGUGCAUAGUUCAUGAAAUGUAAACAAAACUUACCUAUUUCUUCUAAAUUAGAUCUGCUGGAGUUGUCUUUAAAUUUAUCACGUACUGCAAUUGAAUCACUGGCUUUGAGGCUUCUGCAGUUUUGCUUGUACAACUUUUCCUGCUUGAUAACAAUAUUAUUUGGAUCACUGCUCAGCCUAGUACAGAACUACAGUCACUGACCACAGGAAAGUAAGUCAUAUGAUGGCUUUAGUCCUUUGCUUUUUCUUCAGAAAAGCUCCUUUGAUUAUAAUUGUACUAGCUGCUUUGUAUCAAAAUGCAGCACAAAUUACUUGUGUUAAUACAUUACGAAUUUAUUGAAUUGUACAAAGUCUCUUUUCAAGGCCUUUAAUCUGCAAACCAGCAAUUCGCAAGCAGGCUAGUGAAGUUUGAUCAGCACUGAACUCAAGUUUUCUGCAUAUUUAACUGCUUGAAGUGUGGGUAACAUGUUCAAACUACAUCUGAAUGAUAAAAGCUCUAAUGCAGACUGGAUUAUAUUGGAGGUCAAAGCUUAUUUUGCUGAUGUAGCUUAAUCAAACUAGUUUAAACUGUAUUAGUAAAACAGAGUUUUGCUGAAUUUAUUUUUUUUUAAUAUGAGGGUUGGAAAUAUCACUGUACCUGCUGUAAACACUUUCCAGUCUACAUAGGGCCAAAAUGGAAAGUUGGAAAUUGGUUAAGAAAAAAGGUCUCUACUAGAGAGUUUAAGAUAUUAAAAACGAUGUGGUAUGGUAUAAAGCAGAGUGUACUGAAUUUUUGAAAGAGGAAAAAUCUUGUUACAUAUUGUUAAUGCUUUGAAAACUUGUUUUAAAUAUUGUUGAAAUCAAAUAUUUUUCAAUCCUUUCAAUAAAAUCUUUUUGUAAAGUUGGA
Messenger RNA from Oxyura jamaicensis (ruddy duck), 4945 nucleotides. It is a transcript of the gene NADK, whose product is annotated as NAD kinase. Gene Ontology annotation, molecular function: NAD+ kinase activity. Lineage: Eukaryota; Metazoa; Chordata; Aves; Anseriformes; Anatidae. The record is from RefSeq and is a predicted model, not a curated record. Bases 664 to 1782 code for a protein of 372 amino acids. The transcript is spliced from 10 exons. Gene Ontology annotation, biological process: NAD+ metabolic process; NADP+ biosynthetic process.